AUGAGUUGGAUUGACGUGCCAGACCCUCCUCAGGAGCAGGCGGCCGAGAUCAAGUGCCACGGACAGUGGCCAAGCGAUGCAGAUUUUCUUGUCGGUGCGGGAUAUGCUUCAUGCGGUCAGCACACAGAGUCCAGCUUCUUGCGCCGAGUGGCCUGGGCUUACGUCGUAUUCCAGCCCUUCUCCCUCGCCAGCCCGACGCCCAAGCUCGACUUGGCGAAACAGUCGGCAGGAGACGGGGCUGCCGCUGCUGGGGGAGCUCUGGAUGCCCCCGGGGCGCGCUGGGAGUACGUGCUCAAGGACGAGGCGCGCAGGUGCUUCGCCGGCCACCUGCGAGCGCCCCUCUCGCGGCAGCGGCGGGCGGAGUUCUUCCAGGCGGCGCGCGACGGCACGGCCUGGGCACGGCCCCGCGACAUGCCCCGCGCCACGGCGUGGAUGGUGGCCAGGCAGGGCCGCACGUGCACGAUCUGA
Prorocentrum cordatum is the source of this 468-nucleotide messenger RNA. NCBI's taxonomy places the organism in Eukaryota, Dinophyceae, Prorocentrales, Prorocentraceae. The record is from the annotation of a GenBank genome assembly.